This is a messenger RNA of Jatropha curcas, 2006 nucleotides long. RefSeq names its product photolyase 1 (gene PHR1). Lineage: Eukaryota; Viridiplantae; Streptophyta; Magnoliopsida; Malpighiales; Euphorbiaceae. Gene Ontology annotation, biological process: photoreactive repair. Gene Ontology annotation, molecular function: deoxyribodipyrimidine photo-lyase activity. The record is from RefSeq and is a predicted model, not a curated record.
CCCUCCAUUUUCCCUCGUCUCCAUGAAAACCCAUUGGUUCCUCCUUCCCAAACUACGCGCCGUGGCUCCAGCUAUCCUCCACUUCUGUGCACCCUCGGCGCAACUUAGAAAUCUUAGACAUUCACUCAUCUUCUUUGCUUUCUUCUCUUCAAUGGCCUCGCAAUCGCCCCUAACAGGCCAAACCAACUCUGUCCAACCUGGUCGAAUUCGGGUUCUUAAAGAAGGAUCAACCAAGCGUGUGGGUCCUGUUGUUUACUGGAUGUUUAGAGAUCAACGGUUGAGAGACAACUGGGCGUUAAUCCACGCCAUUGAUCAGGCUAACAAGGCCAGUGUGCCUGUGGCGGUUGCUUUUAAUUUGUUCGAUCAGUUUUUGGGAGCCAAAGCGAGGCAGUUAGGGUUCAUGUUAAAGGGUUUGCGUCAACUUCAGGGGAAAAUCGAAGAGACCCUUCAAAUUCCAUUUUUCUUAUUCCAAGGAGAAGCUGAAGAGACGAUUCCAAAUUUUUUAAAAGAGUGUGGGGCUUCACUUUUGGUUACUGAUUUCUCACCUCUAAGAGAAAUCCGUAAAUGUAAAGAUGAAAUUUGUAAAAAAGUGAGUCCUCCAGUGACCAUUCACGAAGUUGAUGCUCACAAUGUAGUGCCUAUUUGGAUAGCAUCAGAAAAGUUGGAGUAUAGUGCUAAAACUCUAAGAGGUAAGAUAAAUAAAAGGCUAACAGAUUACCUCAUUGAUUUUCCUGUUUUACAACCACCUUAUAGAAAGUGGGUUGCUGCUGCAAAUCAGUUGAUUGAUUGGGAUAGUCUCAUUGAUGAAGUUACAAGGAAAGGAGCAGAUGUUCCUGAAAUCGAAUGGUGCAUGCCAGGAGAAGAAGGUGCAAGUGAAGUAUUAAUGGGAAGUAAAGAUGGAUUCUUGACCACAAGAUUGAAGAAUUAUUCUACAGAUAGGAAUAACCCAUUAAAGCCUAAAGGACUCUCUGGUCUCUCUCCUUAUCUUCAUUUUGGGCAGAUAUCUGCACAGAGGUGUGCAUUGGAGGCUUGUAAAGUACGGAAUCAUUCUCCUCAGUCAGUUGACGUGUUUUUGGAGGAGUUGAUUGUGCGAAGAGAACUUGCUGAUAACUUUUGCUUCUACCAGCCUCAUUAUGAUACAUUACAGGGGGCAUGGGAAUGGGCGCGUAAUACCUUGCUGAGCCAUAAAUCUGACAAGCGAGAACAUAUAUACUCGAUGGAGCAAUUGGAGAGGGCACAAACAGCUGAUCCGCUUUGGAAUGCUUCUCAGCUGGAGAUGGUUUACCUUGGGAAGAUGCAUGGUUUUAUGCGUAUGUAUUGGGCAAAAAAGAUUCUUGAGUGGACGAAAGGACCGGAAGAAGCCCUUGCAAUAUCAAUUUAUCUAAAUGAUAAGUAUGAAAUAGAUGGGAGGGAUCCAAAUGGAUAUGUUGGUUGCAUGUGGUCAAUAUGUGGUGUUCAUGACCAGGCACUAGCAUCAUUGAAGUCCUCUUGAUUGCCAUUCAGGGUUGGAAGGAAAGGCAAGUUUUUGGGAAAAUACGUUAUAUGAACUAUGCAGGCUGCAAAAGGAAAUUUGAUGUUGAUGGCUACAUUGCCUAUGUCAAGAAGUUUGUGAGUGAAGUAAAGAAGAAGAGAAAGGCAGAAACUCAGCUUGGGGCCAAAUCAAAAGAGCUCCGCAUUUAAAAUUUCUGUUACACCGUGUAAUCUGUGGAAACAAAAAUGUCGGCUUCUAAGUUACGUGGGUAUGCUGACCCUAACAAAAAGAUGAUGAUUAAUCUAUUGAAGCAUGAUUUUGGAAAUAGGUCUUGUUCGGAGUUUAGCAUCUAAGCGAAGUUUUCUGAAAUGCUAUUGGCUCUGCCGGCUAGAUUUGUUAUUCACAUAUAUUAUUAUUAUUAUUAUUGUUGUCUCUUUAACAUGCAAGUAAGACAAGCAGAUAGGCUCAUAAUAGCAGCAUGAUGGAAUCAAUAAUUUAUUUGUCCAAUCUAUUAUAAUAUAUGAACUUACAAAUG